Molecule: messenger RNA, 1038 nt
Organism: Eucalyptus grandis
Lineage: Eukaryota; Viridiplantae; Streptophyta; Magnoliopsida; Myrtales; Myrtaceae
Product: rust resistance kinase Lr10-like
Exons: 1
Coding region: 1-1038 (345 amino acids)
Biological process (GO): protein phosphorylation
Molecular function (GO): protein kinase activity; ATP binding
Source: RefSeq, a predicted model, not a curated record
AUGGCCCCACGUAGCAGGAAGAUGAAUGGGUUUGAUAAAUUUGAGACCGUUUUCGAAAAUGAUGGUAUGUCAUUUCUGAGAAGAUAUUCUUAUGUCGAGAUCAAAAGAAUGACAAACUCAUUCAAAGAAAAGCUCAGCCAAGGAGGCUAUGGCUUUGUGUACAAAGGCAAUCUCCCAAAUGGUCGUCUUGUGGCAGUGAAGAUCCUAAGCAAAUUAAGUGGAGAUGGUGAAGAAUUCAUCAAUGAGGUAAACAGUAUAAGCAGAACUUCUCAUGUCAACAUUGUUCAUUUGCUAGGUUUUUGCUUUCACAAAACUAGAAGGGCUCUUGUCUAUGAGUUUAUGGCCAAUGGAUCUUUGGACAAAUUCAUAAAUGAAGAGAACUACCGCAAGCUAAGUCAUUGCCACCUUGGAUGGGACACCUUGUACCAAAUCUCCCUAGUCAUUGCUCAAGGACUUGAAUACUUGCACCGAGGCUGCAACUCAAGAAUAUUACACUUCGACAUAAAGCCGCACAACAUUCUUCUUGAUGAAAAUGAUCACCCCAAGAUCUCUGAUUUUGGCCUUGCAAAAAUAUGCCAUCAAGACGAGAGCACCAUCUCACUAUUUGGUGCGAGAGGGACUGUGGGGUUUAUUGCUCCAGAAGUGUUUUGCAGGAAUUUUGGUGGAAUAUCUCACAAAUCGGAUGUGUAUAGCUUUGGGAUGACGGUGCUCGAGAUGGUUGGCGGGAGGAAAAACAUAGUGGCAGGUGCUAAUCAAACUAGCGAAGUGUACUUCCCGCACUGGAUUCACAAGCGUCUUGAACUUCAAGAAGAGCUUGGACUGCAGAAUAUUCUGAAUGAAGGAGACAACGAGAAGGCUAGGAAUAUGAUAAUAGUGAGCUUGUGGUGCAUACAAACCAAUCCUUCAAAUAGGCCGGCGAUGAGUGAGGUGGUGGAUAAGUUAAGAGGUGGCAUUGCUUGUUUGCAAGUUCCUCCCAAGCCCUAUUUGUCUUCUCCGUCAAGAUCAUCACCAACCACUUCAAUGUCCAUGAUUGUGUGA